Molecule: messenger RNA, 1938 nt
Organism: Podospora pseudopauciseta
Lineage: Eukaryota; Fungi; Ascomycota; Sordariomycetes; Sordariales; Podosporaceae
Exons: 1
Coding region: 1-1938 (645 amino acids)
Molecular function (GO): flavin adenine dinucleotide binding; oxidoreductase activity, acting on CH-OH group of donors
Source: RefSeq, a predicted model, not a curated record
AUGUUUCUCCAACGUGUCCUGGCCCUCGGGGCUGCAUGUGCAAGUCUCAGCCUCGUUCACGCCGUUGACCUCACGGGCUACGAGUACGUAGUAGUUGGUUCCGGCGCAGGAGGUGGCCCUCUGGCUGCGCGUCUUGCCCUUGCCGGUCACAAAACACUCUUGAUCGAGGCCGGCGACGAUCAGGGACAGAGCAUCAACUACACCGUACCAGCAUACCAUGCCCGAGUAUCCGAAGAUCCCAAGCUUGCUUGGAACUUCUUCGUCCGUCACUAUGCCGACGACGAACGCCAGGCAAGAGACUGGAAGACCAGCUACGACACACCAGAGGGCACCAUCUACUCUGGCCUCAACCCUCCUAAAGGAUCCAAGAUGAAGGGUGUUCUCUACCCCAGGACCGGAUCACUUGGCGGGUGCACUUCGCACAAUGCCAUGGUGGCCGUGUAUCCUCACGAGUCUGAUUUCAACUACAUCAGCACCCUUACGGGGGAUAGCUCAUGGCGGCCCGACAACAUGCGCAAGUACUUUGCCCGGAUGGAGAGGAAGCAGUAUAUCAACGGUCUUUACAAGGGACAUGGAAGAGAUGGUUGGUUCACCACUGAGGUUGCCCCCCUGACCAUUCCCCUCAAAGAUCCUCAACUACUGGCCACCCUGACCGGCGGUGCUUCUGCCCUCGGAAGCCUCAGCAACCAGAUCUUGAACGUCGGCACUCUUCUCGCAGGCGACCUCAAUGCGGACAGCAGUCUCCGUGAUAGACAGCCUGCCUACUACCAGAUUCCCAUCAGCACCGACAAGGGAACCCGUCUCGGAACCCGCGAGUUUGUGGUCUCCGUCCGGGACGCCAAGAACCCUGACGGCAGCAAAAAGUACCCUCUCGAUGUUCGCCUCAACUGCCAUGUCACCAAGGUCAUCUUUGACAAGAAGUCUUCCCCUCCCAGGGCCAUUGGUGUGGAGUUCCUCGACGGCGCCUACCUCUACCGCGCCAGCCCUCUGUCCACUGGAGCCAAGGGAACCCCCGGGUCCGCCCGCGCCUCGAGAGAGGUCAUUCUCGCUGGCGGCACCUACAACUCGCCCCAGCUUCUCAAGCUCUCUGGCAUUGGCCCCAAGGACGAGCUCAAAUCUUUCAACAUCCCCGUCCUCGUCGAUCUUCCUGGUGUCGGCGCCAACCUCCAGGACCACUACGAGACGGCGGUGACAGCCCGCGCUCCCCGUUCCUAUAACGCCCUCAAGGACUGCACGUUCCUCUUCAACACCACCGACGACCCCUGCCUCGACAAAUGGCAGCGUCCCAUCCUCGGUGACCGCGGCACCUACGCCUCCAACGGCUUCGCGGCCGCCAUGCUCUCCAAGUCCACCACCACCCCGGACGGCUCCUUCGACACGUUUGUCUUUGGCGGCCCAGUCAACUUCCACGGGUACUAUCCGGGCUACAGCUACGCCGCCGUUGCCGAGUCCGACCUCUGGACCUGGGCCGUCCUCAAGGCUCACCCCCGCAACACGGCCGGUUUUGUGCGCCUUCGGUCCGCCGACCCGUUGGACGUGCCCGAGAUCAACUACAACUACUUCGACACCGGCAGUGGAGACUGGAGGGCGGAUAUCCAGACUAUUGUUGAGGGUAUUGAGCUCGCGCGGGAGGCGCUGCGCAAGCAGCCUGUCCGGACGAACGAGAUUCUCCCUGGUGCAGGGACGAAUACGAGAGAGGAGCUGGAAGCUUACAUCAAGGAUACUAGCUGGGGUCAUCACGCCAGCUCGACCUGCCCUAUUGGUCCUGACGGUGACCCGAUGGCCGUGCUGGACAGCAAGUUCCGGGUCAGAGGCGUGAAGGGGUUGAGGGUGGUCGAUGCUAGUGUGUAUCCCAGGAUUCCGGGCACAUUCACUGCUGUGUCGACCAUGAUGGUGGCCGAAAAGGCUGCGGAUGACAUUCUGGCCGAGGCCAACUGA